Alternaria burnsii is the source of this 3222-nucleotide messenger RNA. Its product is annotated as von willebrand and ring finger domain-containing protein. The coding region runs from base 1 to 3222 and encodes 1073 amino acids. The transcript has 3 exons. NCBI's taxonomy places the organism in Eukaryota, Fungi, Ascomycota, Dothideomycetes, Pleosporales, Pleosporaceae. The record is from RefSeq and is a predicted model, not a curated record.
AUGUCUUUCCUAGGACUCCGUCCCCAUUCGCGCAGUAGUCAUACGACGAAGCCCUUCACCUCGCAUACUCAACGAUCCGACGCGACUCUUAGUUCACAACCCCCUCCUCGCUCCGGCAGGGGUAUGGCAGGAGUAAUGGAUAUCGAGCGAACCCGGACGAGACGAGACCGGACCUUCAUUGGGAGCGAAUGCUGUGUCUGUGAGGAGAAUCUGGAGUACACAUUGCGGGGCGAACGGAUACUGCAACUCUCAUGUGGUCAUGUUUCCCACGAAGCGUGCUUCUAUGAGUACAUUCGCGAGUUCGAGUCGCAGCAUUGCCCCACGUGCGAUGCCACACUGGGCCUGGACACAAGCAGAGGUGGAAACGUUCUCGAUCUUGAGAAACUGUCGACCAUUGUGCGGUCAGUCCAAAAUGAGCCGUCGCCAUCGCAAGCAGCUGAGAGUCACCGGAGCGCGGCCAACACGCCAACACCAUGGGAUAACCAAACCGUGGCGUCAGAGCGACAGCACGACGACCACAUGACCACUGGUCGUUCUCGCAAUGGAAGCAACGCGUCGUCGGCGCGCUAUCCACCCACCACCCACACACGCCAACGAGACAGCAGCCACAGCCGUGAUCGUGGCUCCGAUAGGGGCGCGUCGCUAUCCAGGGCGCAUGGACGUAGUGAUUCUGGAGCGACGGGACUCGCUUCUUCCAACGACUAUGCCCCAACCCACGACGGUCGGCGGCACGACUAUGACGUGCAGUCCAUGGAGACCAGUCUCAGCAGCCCACGUGGCCUACUCAAGAGCCCAAUUCCUGCGCCAAUAGUAACUGUCCGAAGUGAGUUUCCAACUCUAAGCAGAUCGCGGCAGCAACAAAGCCUGACGUGUCUGAUCACCGUCGAGGUGGUCGAGGGGAAAUGGCGUCCGAACCUGGAUGACAUGCCUCGUGCAUCGCCGCUACCUCCACUUGCAAGCGUUGCAGAGAGCGAUUACGAGCGCAGCAAAUCGCCCGCCACGAGCAGGCCUACUGAACCUCAAUAUGAGCCGACUGAGGUGCUGGAUGAGAUAACUGAAGACCUCCAUGCCCGUGUCGACAAUUGGCACGGUCUUGACUUUUCGCGCUUCGGGAAGCUGCGACUACACGGUCACAUUCGCGUCGGCAAGGACCGACAGUCAUGGCAAGAGCUCGAGUGCUACCUCUUCUCCGAGAUGUUGAUCUGCGUAAAAGAGAAGAAGAUCGCGCCGCAACCACAAUGGGAUGGUGCAGCCCCGAUCAAGAAGACAAAGUGCACCCUCAAGGGUUCUAUCCUCAUCAAGAAGCAUCUCAACCAGGUCGAGCACUCAUCGGACAACUUCAUCCUAACCCUUAGCCUCUCUGUGGCGGAGCUGCCCGCUUUCCAUCUGCAAUUCCAGGAUCGUAGCCAAUUGGAGUUGUGGCGGCGCGCACUUAUGGACAUCCGCUUGGAUUUCCCCACAAGCAACCGCAUGGCAGAGUACGACCAGGACAAUUCUGGAGCUGAGGAGGACGACUACCGUAGGCCUAAGCGGGUCUCAUCAAUCAACUCUUCCUAUGGCGCCGCCAGGUCGACCAUGACAGCACCUACCGAAUACAGCGCCUCGCGUGGCGGUAUGACAGAGCCCCGUAUGUCUGCUUCAAUACACGUGCCUGUUGACAUUGUCGUUGUCAUUCCAGUUUCGUCAUCGAUGCAGGGCUUGAAGAUCAACUUGCUCCGCGACACAUUACGUUUCUUAGUUUACAACCUGGGUGAGCGCGAUCGCAUGGGCCUUGUUACUUUCGGCUCCAGCGGUGGUGGUGUCCCCAUUGUUGGCAUGACUGGCAAGGCUUGGAGGGACUGGCCCAAAGUGCUUGACUCCAUACGUCCUGUAGGACAGAAGAGCCUGCGUGCCGACGUGGUCGAUGGAGCAAACGUAGCCAUGGACUUGCUCAUGCAGCGCAAGUCCAGUAACCCCCUCUCUAGCAUCUUGCUUAUCAGCGAUUCUUCCACUUCCGAUGCCGAGAGCGUUGAUUUUGUCAUCUCUCGCGCAGAGGCUGCCAAGGUUUCUAUUCAUUCGUUUGGUCUUGGGCUUACACAUAAACCAGACACCAUGAUUGAACUUUCUACGCGAACCAAAGCUUCGUAUACAUACGUGAAAGACUGGAUGAUGCUUCGCGAGUGUGCCGCGGGGUGCCUUGGUUCACUCCAAACUACCUCGCAUCAAAAUGUAAAACUAAAAUUGCGACUACCAGAAGGCUCUCCUGCCAAAUUCGUUAAGAUUAGUGGUGCGCUACAGAUCACCAAACGAGCUACUGGACGUGACGCUGAAGCAGCACUGGGCGACUUGCGUUUUGGCGACAAGCGAGACAUCUUAGUCCAACUAGCCAUUGCACCGGAUACUGGCUCCCCAGAACAGCUUCCUCAGGACCCCUGGGAGUCGAUCGUGUCUGGUCUGGAGGCUCUCGGUGGGCCACUCGACCAGGACGAGUCACGCACGCUCAGCGUCGAGGAAGUACCUCUGAUCCAGGCAGACCUCACGUACGGCGAUAUCCUAAGAGAAGGAUCUCUUUCACACCUGCCACGGCCAUCAUUGCUGGCCAUUACUCUGCUACCUUCCGGGCCAAAGAAGAGCCCAACAGGAAGACCACCAACACCCCCUAUCCCACCACACCCUCAUGUUGUACAGCGACGCAUGGAGUUGCUCACAUCAGACAUGCUUACACGCGCAUUGACGCUUGUUUCGCGCGGCCAACACGAACGCGCACACCACCUCCUUAAGGAAACACGCAGUAUCCUGAAAGGACUCGGCAAGGGAGGUCUUCCACCACUACCUCCUCCUGGCCACCGACGUAACGAACCAUCAAGUGCAGCAGGCAGCACUGGGUCCGCGUCACCAACAACUCAUAGCGCUAGUGGCGAUUUACGUGCACGAACGCCCUCUCCCCACGCAGAUAGCCCGUUCACUCCUGCGGCAGGCAUUGACGUGAGGACUAUGUAUGCUCUUGACGCAGAACUUGAGUCCAGCCUUGAAUGGAUCAACCAUCCUGCGGUCUUCGGCAGAGAUUCGCGCAAAGCAGUACUACAAGCAAUAGGUGUCAUCUCAUCACAGCGCGCGUACACAUUCAGAUCGCCAUCCGAAUCGCUUUGGGCAGAGCGCAUUGCAGGCGUCAAGCGCCUGUCUGAGCGUGCGCGCGAGUGGCGCGAAACCGGCGACCAGGAAGCAUUGAUGGAGGAGAACUAA